Messenger RNA from Solanum dulcamara, 985 nucleotides. RefSeq names its product glyoxylase I 4. NCBI's taxonomy places the organism in Eukaryota, Viridiplantae, Streptophyta, Magnoliopsida, Solanales, Solanaceae. The record is from RefSeq and is a predicted model, not a curated record. The transcript is spliced from 5 exons. Bases 33 to 722 code for a protein of 229 amino acids.
AGGAAACAAGUGGUGCAGUUUUGCUGAAACUUAUGAGCCGCUCAAUGGAACCUUUACUAUUAUUAGCGCCCAGAAAAUGCGUCCCCAAACCCAAAAUUGAAAAAGAGAAUCACUCUUGGAUGGCUUCUCUGCUGAACCCACCUCUCACACUGCCUCAGAACAAGCUGAACCCUGGGAGUGUCCUAGCUGUAUCUACUAGUGGAAUACCAAACAAAAAUUUUCAACCAUCUUCAACACGAUGGAGCCACAGGCGUUGUUUGCUGAUGAGAGCUAAACCAUCGGUGAAAACGGAUAUGCUUGCAAAAGAUUCUGUAGGCACCGACGCUGUUGAUGAUAAGGAUUUUGGAGUUGUUUGCAUGCACCACGUUGGAAUACUAUGUGAAAACCUUGAGAGGUCAUUAGACUUUUACCAGAAUAUUCUUGGACUAGAAAUAAAUGAGGCAAGACCACAUGACAAGCUUCCCUACAGAGGUGCUUGGUUGUGGGUGGGUUCUGAGAUGAUACAUCUAAUGGAGCUUCCAAAUCCGGAUCCCUUAACUGGUCGGCCUGAGCACGGGGGCAGAGAUCGUCAUACUUGCAUAGCAAUUCGCGAUGUGUCUAAACUGAAAGCUAUUCUUGAUAAAUUUGGUAUUCCCUACACUCUUAGUCGCUCUGGGAGACCAGCCAUUUUCACUCGAGACCCAGAUACUAAUGCACUAGAAUUUACUCAAGUUGAUGCUUGACAGGAACUGGACUGCUUGCUCUCCAAUUUGUAAUCCUUAUAUAUUUAAAUAUACAACUAUUGUGAAUAUACGUAUAGGGGGAUAUUCAACAAGUGGAGUCAAAUAACUCUUUGAAACACUUCAGUUAUUGGUAGAGUCAAAUAACUCUUUGAAACACUUCAGUUAUUGGUAGUUAUAGCUUGUCAAUCCCCAAAAAGUCAUGGGCUGUUUAUAUGAUUUGAACGUCUGUGGUUAAUACAAUUUUCACGUACUAUUUACUCCUA